Molecule: messenger RNA, 348 nt
Organism: Sphenostylis stenocarpa
Lineage: Eukaryota; Viridiplantae; Streptophyta; Magnoliopsida; Fabales; Fabaceae
Source: the annotation of a GenBank genome assembly
AUGGAAACCUUACUACAAUUCUCAAAAGUAGAGAUUUUCUUUCGCUUUCAUGAGAUAUAUCUUGGUUCUCCAUGGUUACAACGGAUGAUUCCAAAUUCAAUCUCUUCACCAUGGAUGUUCUCGUUUCUCAUCCUUUUUAUGUGUUCUUGGCAAACACCCAUCAAGAUGGUUCUCCUUGGCAAGAACAAGUUUGGUUUUGUCAACUGUUCCAUCCAUGAGCUUCCGAUGGAAAAUCCCAAUCAUGUUGCCCAGCAUUGCAACAACAUCAUUGCUUCAAGGAUCUUGAAUUCUCUAACAAAGGAAAUGCAAACAAAUGCUCUUCACUAUUCCACAGCAAUGACUAUAUGA